Limulus polyphemus (Atlantic horseshoe crab) is the source of this 3352-nucleotide messenger RNA. Its product is annotated as male-specific lethal 1 homolog. The record is from RefSeq and is a predicted model, not a curated record. Gene Ontology annotation, cellular component: MSL complex. The transcript has 8 exons. Bases 96 to 1523 code for a protein of 475 amino acids. Lineage: Eukaryota; Metazoa; Arthropoda; Merostomata; Xiphosura; Limulidae.
ACAACGCCAUCAAGGAUUUAAUAGUAGCAAUGUAAAUAGAUCACAGAAAUUGAUUAAAGAGAAUGAACUCAUGAUUACUGUUUAUAUAAAUUAAUAUGAGAUAUGGUUUUAUAUCUUCUGGGAAUUUAAAUUCAAACAAAUUUAUUACACAGGAAAUGUCACAAAGAGCAACGGUGUCGAAUAUUACCAACGGCUCGGAUAGCGCGGCAGCAAUAACGUUCGAAGAAAGUAUCGCUCGGGAAUAUAGUUUAGCGGCAGCUUUUCACGAUCAUAUAUCUUGUACAAAAACAUCCGAGAUUUGCAGCUUUGUGGACCCACGAAAUGAAAGGAUGACACUUCCAUGUGAAAUUGAUCACAUUUAUGCUAACUGUAGUGACAUUAAAGGUCAAAUUACACCUCGAGAAGAUGAACCAGCUCAACGUUUGAAGGAAAUGCUUCUGUUUCAGCUUGAUCUGAUCCAGCAUCAGCAAGAACAACUUUUCAAGAAAGAUCAACAAAUGUCGGCCAUUAAACAAGAAAACGAAUCUCUUAAAUCCCGACUUGAACGUAUUGAGAGACGAAUGUCUCUUUGGAAACAAAAGAAAGGAGAAAACACAGAUACAGAAUCUGUUGAAGGAAUCAGUGUGACAUCUAAAACAUCAGACUGUUUGCCUAAUUCAUCACCGGUAUCAUCUUCCUUGAAUGAAAAUACAAAAGGGACUUGUGGAAGAGAUCAAACCAAAACUUAUUCUAAAAGAGGAAGAAAGAGGAAAUAUCCAAUACAACCACAAGCAAACUCAACUAAGAAGGUAACUUCUUCCCAGUCUUCUUUGAUGAAAGACAUAAAUUUAAAUCAAGAAACUAAAGCAUCAUCUACAUCAGAAAAUUCAUCUGGGAUCUCAGUGACAGUCUCUUCACCUAGUUCAUCGUCAUUCCAUAAGAAAUCUUUACCGUCCAGUGUGAGCAUAAAGAUACAAGGAAGAGUGUACAGUAAUCGCUCCAACAAAAGAGAAAGCAUUCUGAGAACUAGUGACCUGUAUUACCUUCCAGUUGGAGAAACUUUACCAAAAACAACAUCACAAACCUCUGUUAGCCAACAGGAAAUUAAUGUUCCAAAGUGGAAGUACCACCCGCUGCCAAGUGCUUAUCAAAUGGAAGGAACAGAGGAUAUUGAAGAUGAGACAUUCAACAAAAGACAUUAUAAACUUGAACAAGAUGAAAAAAGACGGAAAAAGUGGGAUAUACAAAGGAUGAGAGAGAUGCGUAUGACAGAGAAAUUGAGAAAAAGAUAUGAAGAAAAGAAAGAGGCAAAAAAACUCAAGCGGAAUGCCGAAAUAAAAUCUUUUUACCCAGAGCCUAAAGAUGUUCAAUACAUCGAGUUGUGUGAAAAGGUUCCUGUUGUGGUGUUUGGAAAACCGGUUCCAAGUUUCAAAGCAAGUGAAUUUUCACUUCCAUGGAUGAAUAACAAAGAAGCACCAAAGAACGAACCUCAAAGAAUAUACAAAAAACACAAAGGUAACUAUAGGAAAAAACAAAAGACAUGAGCAGUGAACAAAACCUUUUAUAAAAUUGUUACGUUGACACUGUUGUUUAUGUGACAUUGAUAAUGAAAGUGGACUGUCCCACCACAAAUAUCCCUACAUAGUCUCUGUGUAGGUCUUUGUUCCCUGGGCCUUAACUAAUGUUUCAGUUAAAAUAACGCACAUGAUUGAGAAGAUAGUGGAGAGCACAUUCUUGAUACAACCGUAUUGUUGAGAUAAUUCAUGUGUAAAGACUAUUGACAUUCUGCCUAAGAUUAGCCUUUGAGAGAUCUUUGUUAAGCUAUGUAAUUCAUAGCGUUUGUUUUUGUUAGAGAGAAUUGAAGGGCUAAAUCUUUGGAGAGGAAAAUAAUUUCCUGAAUCCAGAUAAAUGGUUGAAUGUGUAUAGGUUUUCUGUAGUGAGAAGUUCAUAUCCAAGGUAUUCUAAUUACCCGAGAUUUAUCAACAUCACACAGACAAAAAAAAAAGUUAUUUUUUUGAUAAUGUUGUGUGUGUAUAUAUAGACAAAGAGACACACAGUGAGAAAAGACAGUGAUGAUUGGAUGAAGAGGAUGGAAUGAACUAAUUGGUUGGAAGACCGGAAGUAGACACAGCUGAAUGAUUAGAACUUGUUUUCUGGGUAUAAUUAAUUCGUGGUUCAGGAGACAAAUUUUGUUGUUUUACAUGGAUUCAGGAUUUUUCAAAAGAUGUAUUUUCCUGAUAACCAGCACCUUCACAAAUUAGAGCCAAUGAUGUUUAAGCUUUGAUGUAUUUCAACAGCGACAGGAAAUGUACGUCAUGAAUUCUGUAGUUUUGUGAAUGCACGAAAGACGAUUUUGGUAUUUUGUACCGAAAAGUUUGAAGUAAAUAGAAAUGUAUAAUUAAGUUUAAUUUUGGAAAUUAUCAAUGAAUUAAAGGUGAAAACUAAAACAGGAAGUUUUGUAUAGACCAAAUAAAAAAAAAAUUAUUAUUUCUUAAAUUUACAUCUUUUUUUUUUUGUAUGAAACCUUGCCGUUUACGAAUUUGGAAAAAACUCAUCUUAAGGAAAACAUAUUUGUUACACCCACACAACUAGUAAACAAGUAUUGUACAUCGGUAACAUGUCAUCAGUAGCUACGAUCAGGUUUAUAUUAGCAUAAUUUAUAAUUAUUAACCCACCCGAUCCAUGUUCGUGAUUAUUGUAAUCUAAUAAUAAUAUAUUAUUCUUAGCCAUCGCUGUAAUAUGUGAUAAAAAUCGAGCACUUAUAACGGGAGAGAUGGUCAUUUUCCUGAGUACGUUUUUUUAUAAAUGUGGUUUUUACACCUGUGUAUUUAUGUAAUCACGAACAUCAGUAAAUAUAAAAGGAUGUGAAUAAAAGUGAAAUAGUAUUGGUAUAAUGAUCCACUUUAAAGACUUGAUUGGAUAACUGAUGUAAGAGCUUUUUCUAUAACCCACUAAUCCCAUUAUCACAACUACUUAUCACUGCUGUAAGUAAAAGGGUGAAAUUUAUCUCGUCAUAAUGUACCUGUUGGAUUUGUGGAGUCUGGCGUAACAAACAUAAGUGAGGUGUUUGUUCAAAUGCAAAAUUAUAUAUUUUGUCAUACAUUUACUCCCUUGUUCUGACAAAAACCUUUCUGUUUUUAGUUUUGGGAACAGAGGAAGUGUAGCUUUUGUUUAAGGAAAAUAAACAAAGAUAAUUUAAGGAGGUUAAGAAAAUCUAAUCUAUUCAGUAUUAUUCUUAUAGAUUUAAUUUGUUGAAUGGGUUAUUUAAAUGUCAGAUGCUAGUUAAGCAAACAAUAUGGUGAUGAAUGAAAUUAUGUAAUAAACGUACCAUGAAACUCUUACAAUUAAUUGAGACAUUUUACAGUAUAUAUUG